AUGUCUUUUCUUCGUUGGGUGACUGAGAAAUUGAGUGUCGAGAGCCUGCGGGAUUUGGAGUUGUUCGGAGAGCAAACUCAGGGACUCUCUCUCAGGGAAACCCAUGAAGACAGCAGGGAAAGUGUGACGUCCCUUCCACGUCGAGACACCAUGGGCAGCUUCCUCCCCGACAGCAGUGCCUAUCAGCUGCUCGCCGUUAUUGGUCAGGGGCUGGAUCACCUGAUGACUGUCAACCGGGCCAGGUACAGACCCACCGGGGAGCAUGUGGCCAUCCGACGCAUCGACCUCGAGUCGUGUACUAACGACAUGGUCGCUUAUCUGCAGGCAGAGUUGCACGUGUCCAAGUUGUUUCACCACCACAGUAUUUUGCCCUACAAAAGUGUUUUCAUUGCUGAGAAUGAGCUGUGGGUCAUCACCCCCUUCAUGGCAUACGGAUCUGCUCGAGAGCUCGUCAGCACAUAUUUCCCUGACGGCAUGAGUGAGCUCACCAUCGCAUACAUUCUACUGGGUGUCCUUAAAGCUCUGGAGUACAUUCACCAAAUGGGAUAUGUGCACAGGAGUGUGAAAGCAAGUCACGUGCUGAUUGCCGCUGAUGGCCAGGUGCGCAUGUCGGGACUUCGCAGUAUCUUCAGCCUGAUCCGACAUGGUCAGCGGGCCAAGGUGGUGCAUGACUUCCCGCAGAACAGCGUCAAGGUGCUGCCGUGGCUCAGCCCUGAAGUGCUGCAGCAGAACCUACAGGGCUAUGACUUCCGCUCAGACAUCUACAGCCUGGGCAUCACAGCGUGCGAGCUGGCUAACGGACACGUCCCCUUCAAGGACAUGCCGGCUACGCAGAUGUUGCUGGAAAAGCUAAAUGGGACUGUACCGUGCCUGCUGGACACGACCACCAUCCCGCCAGAGGAGCUCUCCAUGAAGCCAUCACGCUCUGGUGCAGAUUCUGGUAUCUGCGAGGGCCUGGGAGGAGGCGGUAGCGUUGGCGGGAUCCGCCACUCCAACGGCGAACCAGCUUCCUCUUCCUCGUCGGGACACCCGUACAACCGCACUUUCUCGCCUCACUUUCAUGCCUUUGUCGAGCUGUGUCUUCAGCGAGAUCCAGAGAAAAGACCUUCUGCCUCUGCUCUCAUAGGUCAUCCCUUCUUCAAACAGAUUAAGCGCCGUCCCUCCGAGGCGCUGCCCGAACUCCUUAGGCCCGCGUCACCAAUCGGCUGCAGCGAGGGAUCCCAUCAACUGCCUUCGCCCUCCGGACUUGCCAGUCUGGAGUCAAGCCUCAGCCACUUAGACGUCGAUGACUGGGACUUCUGA
Nerophis lumbriciformis (worm pipefish) is the source of this 1302-nucleotide messenger RNA. NCBI's taxonomy places the organism in Eukaryota, Metazoa, Chordata, Actinopteri, Syngnathiformes, Syngnathidae. The record is from RefSeq and is a predicted model, not a curated record.